This is a messenger RNA of Aspergillus calidoustus, 2597 nucleotides long. Lineage: Eukaryota; Fungi; Ascomycota; Eurotiomycetes; Eurotiales; Aspergillaceae. The record is from the annotation of a GenBank genome assembly.
AUCAGACACCGUUUGGGUGAGUUUGUUGAAGCAACAUCAUCAACUCUCAGGACCAUCGACACAUGGACCCCAUUGACUGGCUGAUGGCUGAUGCACUGGACAGCUCACCCACUGAUACGUCAGAACAAGUUGAAGGUCCGAUGCAAGGGUUCGCCAUCCUGAGGCAGUCGCGGCCCACAGUGGCCCUCCUGGCGCUGCAUGGGCCAGAGCAAGGCGCUCAGCUUACGUCCGUCUCUGCCAGUCUGGACGCGCCGCACGUGUGGAGGAGUGAACAUGCCAACCGGAGUGGGACACCCAAGGCUGCUUAAUAUAUUCUGCGGCUUCUUUCCUCUUGCGGCAUCGUUCCUCUAUCCCCUGGCGUGUGGAUUCUUCGUCUUCAUAUUCUCCCCUUCCUCCCGCGCCUUUUAUGCCUCCUGUCACCCCGGUCCUGUCGUGGAUGACCGCCACGCCCAAUUGACACCCUCCUCUUCUCACCACCCUUCUCUACGAUGUACGGCACAGGUUUGCCUCUCGACGUUAGCUACAUCACCGAGCCCGCACUGCCACGGCAUUACGAGUCGGACGAGGAGGAAAUUUCCGAGUCUGAGACCGGGCACGCCUUCUCUCCUGUCGACUUCCACAAGAGGUCUGGGACCCUCGACUCGAUCAUGAGUAUAGAGUCGUCGCAUUCUGCCAUGCUGGAUCCCGUGGACAGACCGGCCUAUCAUCGCCUGCUUUCGCCUUUCCCUUCCACUGGAAAACGAUCACGACCUGUAUCUAUGGACACCGUCAAGCGGAGCAGCACUGCGACCUUUGCGACAGACGCCUGCACCAUCUUUGACCAUGACGACGACAUGAUAAUUGAACUCCCCUCUCCAAACUCGACGACACCCCUCCAGUCGCCCAUCUUUUUGCAGCCCGCGGUCUAUGUACCGUCCGAACCACUCACAUCGCCAAGAAACUCCUUUAGAUCUUCUUCCUCCAUCUCACUCUACUCUGACGACGAAAGCGAUGUCUUUGUGGCCGAAAAGGUCACGUACGUUGAACACGCCAAACCUAAUCUAAUCCUAAUCUCUCCCACUUCAGAGCAGUCCUCCCCACGGGAAGGGUCUGCCUCGCCAGUGUCACUUGAUGGCUCAGUCUAUUCUAAUAACGAAGCCACAAGAUCACAGCCUUUGCUCUCUGAGUCUUCUCUGAAUGCUCACUCGGCAUCUUGGGACUCAUCAGACGGCUCAAUAUAUUCUAAUGACGACGCUACAAAGUCUCAACCACUUCUGAGCGAAACAAAUCUGGAUCGAGGCCGCUCAAGACUCCACACCCGACCAUCGCGCGGCAAAGUGCAAGGAAGUCUCAGUGCCCUCGACACAAUGCAACAAUUUGGACCACGCCGGCUUGACAUCUGCGAGCCCAUGAGCGCAUCAGCUGCCGAAGCACCCCACUCAAUGUCCUUCCGCGCACGAUCCAUGUCUUUCUCGCGUCCCCAGACUCCUGUCGCUGAAAGGCAUCGUCGACUGCAAAAGGAACCUCCCACCCCUCGUCCACCAUCCGCCCAGAGCUUGGCCACGUUUUCACUAUUUCCACAAGGCCAGUCUCAGUCCUACGGAUAUGCCCGAGACGACUCGCGCAACCGCUCAACCUCCUGCUCGCACUCUGCCGCUAGCUCGGAGUACUCCCUUCCUUCAAGCCAGCCAACCUCUCGCACCGGCAGCCCCAGCCCCUACUGCUCUCCCGUGUACAACCGCAGUCGGUCUGGUUCUAUUUACAGUGUGUCCAGCAUGUCGACAACGACAGGAAAGCGACCUUCCAUGCCUUACCGCGGUUCAAUCAUUAAGGGAUCCGGAAUGCUCAGCGGCUACUCUUCCAGCAGCUUGCGAGCCGAGCUUGACAACGGACCCAUGGAGCAGCUGGCUGAAGUGCAAGAGCCGAAGUCCAAGACCAAGCGCAAGAAGAGCCUGAAGCAGUUGAAGCCUUUGAAGACGGAGUCGUCGGAGUCAUCGACGAAGAGUUUCGUCGACUUUAUGCUGCGCGGGAAGCGAAAAUCUGUCAUCAAAAAUUUCUAAUGCUUAAUACCUUACCUACUUGUCCCACCCCGGCUGCUACAACGAACACAGACGCCUUUGAUUAUUUGACUCCCUUGUUGCAUGAAUGUGCGAGUCGCAAGCAAAAUAUGUUUGUCAUUUCGUCUGUUCUCUCUCUCUCCCUCAAUUUCUCUCUCGAUCUCUCACCGACCAAAUACCUGGUGGCGUGGCUGUACAUCCUACUUAGCGGUUUGUUUUCUUUUUAUAUUAUUCGGGUGGUUAUGUCCUAAUUCGUUGUUUCUUACUGUACGAUAUAUUUAUCAGGACAUUCUGGUCCUUGGCUGGUAGGCGUGGUCCUUCCUUGCCCCCUGACUGAACAGGGAAUGAAAGACUUUCUCCAACCUUCAGAAUUUUAGUAAUGGUGCCUUCUUUGAGCUCAAGGCCUCCUGGCUAAGCUCUCGGAGUAAGGAACCGAGCAAGUACACAGAUCACAUGCGCACCCCUGGUUCAGUAGCCUCUUGGCACCAGUUUGACAUAUAGUACUCACCCUAUAGGAUUCUUAGCCGGAGACCCCGUUCACUUAGCGAGCUUUAUCAUUUG